This is a messenger RNA of Suncus etruscus (white-toothed pygmy shrew), 546 nucleotides long. RefSeq names its product achaete-scute family bHLH transcription factor 5 (gene ASCL5). Gene Ontology annotation, biological process: regulation of transcription by RNA polymerase II; developmental process. Gene Ontology annotation, molecular function: protein dimerization activity; RNA polymerase II transcription regulatory region sequence-specific DNA binding; DNA-binding transcription factor activity, RNA polymerase II-specific. The record is from RefSeq and is a predicted model, not a curated record. NCBI's taxonomy places the organism in Eukaryota, Metazoa, Chordata, Mammalia, Eulipotyphla, Soricidae. The coding region runs from base 1 to 546 and encodes 181 amino acids. The transcript has a single exon.
AUGAACAAUAACUUCUGCAGGGCCCUGGUGGAGCGCAGGCCCGGUGCGCCCCCCAGUUGCAUGCAAUUGGGGGUCGUGCCCGCGCCCCCCAGGCAGGCGCCUCUACCCCCCGCCGAGCCCCUGGGAAACGUGCCUUUCCUGUUGUACCCGGGGCCUGCCGAGGCGCCCUACUACGACGCCUACGCGGGCGUGUUCCCCUACGUGCCCUUCCCGGGCGCCUUCGGGGUCUACGAUUACCCCUUCGAGCCCGCCUUCAUCCAGAAGCGCAACGAGCGCGAGCGGCAGCGGGUCAAGUGCGUGAACGAGGGCUACGCGCGCCUCCGGGGCCACCUGCCCGGCGCGCUGGCCGAGAAGCGGCUCAGCAAGGUGGAGACGCUGCGCGCCGCCAUCCGCUACAUCAAGUACCUGCAGGAACUGCUCAGCGCCUCCCCGGACGGAGGCCCGGCACCCCUCGGAGCGCCCACCUGCCGGGGCCCCGAUGCGUCCGAGUCCCCCUGCUUCUCCUCCUCCUCACCUCUGCUGGAGUCGGAGGAGUCCAGCCACUGA